AGCGAGAGCAACAUUGCUCCAUGUUCCGGAGUAGGAAAAGUGAAAAAAUAGCAUUAAAGAUGAAAAGUUUCAUCUUGACGAAUUUUACGCCGUUUUAAAGUUACAAUUUUUGCUGGGAAAAGUUUGACUUUAAUGAUUGAAAAGUUUUCCAAAACAGAAUGUGGCCGGAGCCGGAUUGGGAAUGGAUAAAUUCGAGCGUGUUUCAGUAUUUGAAAUGGUGGAACUGCUGCGGUGAAAAUUAAUUUCGAGUAAAAGUUGGAAUUUUUCCUCCCAAAAUCCAGGAGUGGGCUCCAUCGUUGUUGGAUCGACGUCGAUGUCGCGGGGCUGGUAUUCAGCCUCCCAAAUUUUUUCUCGCUAUAUCCUAUUCGCAAGGAUGAUAAAAGUUAGACAUUUUAUUUGAUUGCGAUGUGAAAGUAAGUGAGAGUGAAAUGAUGGAACUCCGCAGCAAGGAUACCCUGCACGGUUUGGGAAGAUGAAAGAACAAGCGCCCUCACAGGCGUGAAGAAUAGUGAUACGGUUCGGGUUAAAUUUACAGCUAAAUCAUCGUGCUAAGCAAGUUAAAAUUCAAGGGAAUGCGGGAUACGAUGUCAAAAGUGUUGGACAGUGACACAGAAUCGGAGAUACCAGCUAGUGUACACAGUAAUAACAACAGCGAACCAAACACGGAUAAUGAGGAAAAACCGGAAGUGGACGCCCUAUCGUCAAUGGGAUCGAAAGUCCCUGCGACGAAUGGGAAUGUCAGUGACACGGAUAGCACCGCUAGUACCCCGAGUAGUGCCCGAAUAGCAGUCAAUGGGAUUGAACAAAAUACGACCGGAUCCAGUCUUCCAGCAGUAGUUGCAGUACCAGCUCCUCCCCUAGUAAUCAACAAUGGUAGUUUAGCUAACUGUAAUACCACCAGUAUUUCCGCCAACGCUGCUCCUGUUCGAUCAUCACCCGCCCUUUCCGGGUCAUCAUCAUCUGCGCCGACGAUUGCCAACGAACGUGUGAAGAAGUACCGACAUCAGCAUUUCAGCAAAAACAUCUACAUCGGAACCAAAAAUGCGGAGAAGUGGGACACUCUGCGUAAUUUGUUGCAGUUCAAGAACGAUGUUGAGUUUGUAUCAUUUCUGCUUCGUCUGGCCGAAGUGGAUGAUCGGAAACGGAAGAAUCGUGCCGCGAACGGAUUAACCAACGAGGAAUUCCCCCCGCCGGAAGACGAAUCGCCGCGGGAUGCCCUACCCAGCGUGCUGGCCAGCUCUAAACAAAAUGGGAAAUCUAGUACUAAGAAAACCAAACGAGUACAAUUUCAGGAUAGUGUAAAUAUUAUCAACGAUAACAAUACUAGUAGUACUCAACGGACCUCUGGUGGGGGUGGUGGAGGUGGUAUAUUCGACUUUCACGAAGAAGAAGACAACAACGAAGAUGGACCGGGAAUGGAAUUUCGACGCCGUCGACCUCGAUCUCAGCAACCGUUGCGAUCACCCGCUCCACCGUGUGACGAGGAUCGUAGAGACGAAGAAGCUGCGGCUGAUGGUGGGGACGAGGAUGAUGAGCAGUACAUAGUACAGAACAUAAUCAAGAAGCUACCCGGAAGGGUGGGACAAGCCAAUGAGGUGCAACAGGAUUCCAUUAGCAGUACGAUGGGUUCAGUUUCCGAGGAUUCGUUACAUACUGAAACGGAAGUGCUGGACUACCGUAUUGCUGAAAAGAUCAAGACAGAGUUGGAGGAGAAGCAAAAGCUUGAACGGAAGUGUUUCGGCGAAGAGCUACCGUCUACCUCCAACUACUCGGAGCAUUCCGAUCGACCAUCUGAUGACGAGGCUUUCGAUAGCAAACUAGAUAUUAAAAAGAUUGACAUUCGAAAGGCACCGUUCGAUCCAAAACUAGGGACGAGUCGAAAAAUGAAACGAGAGACGGGAUCGGUGGAUCUCCGUAUAGAAUACGAGGAACAAGAAUACGGACGGCUGACUCCGGAUGAGCGAAAGCCCUUACUACCGCCACCUAAGAAGCCUAGAAAAGCACCUACAACGAAAAACAAAGCCUGCACUGGAUGCGGAAUAAAGCACGGUACUGAUCCGUGUCCGUUAGAUACUCCCCUGGCAGUAAUCAAUAAUAAAAUCGAGCUUAAAGAAUGGUUAGAGCAGAAUGAUGAUCUAAUCAAGAAGCACAAAAUCGUGCUAAAACCUGAAAAUCCGGAGGAAAUGGAUGAUGAGAACGAUGACAAUUUCGACGAUGAAGAUGAUGAAGACGAAGGCGACGAAAAUGACGAAAAUCAGUUUGAAGAAAAACUUGAUAUUCUACCAUCGUUUGCCGAAACAUCUCUACCACCGGAGUUCGAGUUGCGCUUAGCUCCGCUAGCGACUAUGGUUAGCACGGCACCACCGGGCAGUAGUGGUACCAAUAGUCAACCGCCUACUAUGGAUCACAGUGAGUCAUCAUUAUCGGCCACAGCUGCGCAAAAUGAUCUACACCAGCCACCAACGGCCACGGUUACCAACACAGUCAACCAUGGGCUUAGUAUCCACACAAAAAUCUUCAUUCCAAAGUACACCCAACUGGGACCGGUCAUUGGACAAGUGACGAAAGAAACGGAAAUCCAAGAUGACUGUACCAUGCGAUACAUCUACGAAACGUUCGAUGGGAUCAAGUCUACCUACACUAACAUGGAAAAUAAGAACCAAGCAAAUUGGUUGAGAUAUUUGCGCCCAGCUAGCCAUCGGGAUCAAAAGAACUGUGUACUAAAAGUUCGCGAUACGCAGAUAGUGUUCGUAACCUGCACGGAUCUGGAUGUGGGAAGUGAGUUGCUUUACUGGAGUGACGAUUCGAACUCGGCUUGGGGGAAAAAGAAAAUGGAGAAAACGAACUGCGGCGGAUGUAAUUUACGAUUCGAUCAUCCACUGUACUACCGAACGCAUUGUUCCGUUUUUCAUGAUCCUUCGUUUAGCUUGACAAUUCGAAAGUACCACUGUAAAGUGUGCGGAAUCGCUGUGCUCGGGAAGGAGAAUAUCAUGAAACAUGCGGAGAAAAUGCAUGAUGGCAAAGGAGCGUAUCAGUGUCAGUUCUGUCAAAAGUUCUUCCUGCGGUUAAACUACUUGGAGAUGCACCGGACGUACGGCUGCAGCAUGAACCCACAGCGGGCCCGACCUCUGUGUGAUUUCUGCGGCCGAAAGUUCUGCCAGCCGCAAAAGCUCAAAGUUCACAUCAAACGAAUGCACAGCGAUAUGGCCGAGGUGCUGCGUGACUUCCAGUGUAAGCUGUGCUCCAAACUGCUAGGUUCGCGAGCAGCACUACAGCGUCACUCGAAGGAGGUCCACAGCCGGAACUCCGCCGUGGUAAGCUGUCCUCGCUGUCAGAAGCUCUUCCAAAACAGGAGCAACCUGAAGAUCCACAUGUUGACCCAUUCCGGUGUGCGGCCUUUCAAAUGUGCGGAGGGCGAAUGCACGGCAGCGUUUACGACUAAGCAGUGUCUUCAGUUCCACUACAAGAAGGUACACGGAUACACUCAGGAGCAGAUGCCGAAAAUUGAACGCAGUGUUGCGUACACCUUCGAUGCGUAUUCUGGGGGUAUGAAUGAUGGAUUGGUUGAUUUCCUUUUAGAUGGAAUACAACGACGACAGCGUCGGAAGUUGGAACCAGGUGAAGAGGGUCAACAAUCGCUGCAUGGAGUUGAAAAACGGAAACGCCAACCCAAGGAACUGUCCGGAAACAUUCUGAAGACGAAGAACAUUCUGGAAUCGUUUAAUGAAAUAUGCAAAAACGAUAGUAAUCUGUCACUGCUUUCCACGAAGAUAUCUUCGAUUUUAAAUGGGAAUCUAAAGGACUUUACCAAAGUACCCAGCGGGGUUUCAGGGUUGGACAGUGAUAUAGUGCGGAAGGAAGAACUGGAUGAUGAUUUGGACUCCAAUGAGUGCGCCGAACGUGACGAACGCUUAGAAGCAAUCCAACGGCAUUUGAAUCAACCGAUGCAGGACGACAAACAUGACGAUUUCAGCCAGUUGCAAUCCCGUUUGUCAAACAUAUCAGGUCAAAGUGAUCCAAAUUCACUACACUACAAGCUGAACAACGGUGAAGAUGAGAAGCCCCUCUCGGAUGGCGAUGGUUUCGGGGAUCUCAAUUCGCUGAACGCCAAUUCAAAGUACAAAGAGUUCCUUAAUGGUGGUAACCCUGGAUUGGUUAUUAGCAAAGGUAGCAAGAAAUGGAUCAGUGAUGGCGAUCACCUGCAUGACGAUAACAAUUCGGAGAAUAUGCUGACUGCGGCCGCUAACCGAGACUUUCUCACAAAACUGAUAAUGAACGGAAACGUUGGUCACCCUACUUCCCAAUCCAAUGCAGCUGACGACGAUGAAGACGAUGACGACAAUUCGACGAUAUUAGAUGUGGUCGAUUCCAACAAUCAGAAUCAGCAGAACGCUAAUGUACAUAACCACUUGCAGGCCCAGCAGCAACAGCAACAGCACCAACAUCAACAACAGCAGCAACAGUAUACGUCCAGUUUCGCGGGCCUGAACAGCUCACUACCGGACCUACCGACGUUUCAAAGUCAUAGUUUCUCGUCGCACUUCAACCAUCAGUCACUCCUGGGAAGUUUCUAUAACAAUAAUAGCGGAGUUUCCGGUCGAAAUGCCAUCAACACUAUACCGACCUCUGCCAGUAUGCUGGUGGAAGCCGCUCUGAACUCGGUGAGUAACAUUAUAAACGAGGCGGAGAUGAAUAACAGUAACAACGAAAAUCAAGAUCUACACAUGGGUGAUAUCGAUGGCACCAGUGGAACGGGAGCUGAAAACAAUCUAGCAACGGAUUCGUUUGCCACAAAUGAAGUCAACAAUACAGCGGACGAUAUGAAAAUGUUGAAGCCUCAUAACUUCCCACUGCAAAUGAAUUCGAUAUCACAGUUUUCAUCUCAAUCUCCGGAUGACUCAAGCCUAAUCCAGGAACGUAGUGAGAUAGAGGUUGCUCGACCGAAGUCGCGCGAUAAGCUUCCAAACUAUGGUGAUAGCGAACUGCUCGGUUAUGACAGUCAGCAACAACAGCAAUCGACGCCACACAAACACAACCCUAGCGUAGAAUCCGUUCGUAGCGCGUUGUCUCCGGAGCAGAAUGAUUUCAACUAUUCGAACUCUAAUGGGCCUCAGCGACAGCAUCAACAGAUAGCUACGAACUCCCCAGUGCGUUCUAACUCUCGCCAAAUAUACGGGGAGCACGAUCUCAUUUCACCAGCUUCUACGCCGUCUCUACCACGGUAUGAUUUCGGUGCCGAUAACAAUAACUACGCACGUAGACAAGAGAAGACCAUAAGUUCGCUGGCUUUGGAGAACUUUGAAGCAAAUCUGAAAGCAAACAGUCACCACAUGCAGCACUUGUCUAGUGAUGAGGAUAGCAGUAUUGUGAUUGCCGAAAAUCUGUCAGUAAACGCAAACAGUACGGACACGAAGCUGAAAAUGAACAGUCAUCCUUCAUCCGCAGACUUCAUGGCGUCUAAUUCGGGUGGGGCUGUUAGCAAAUAUGACACCGGUCGAAACAAUUUAGGAUCCGAAUUGUCAACCGACCUUCGACUAAAGUACAACACGGAAUCGAGCGUCGAUCUCCCCGAUUUUCGAUCUAAUGGUAGCUUGAAUGAAACUUCCGAUUUUCAGGGAUUAGAUAUGAGUUCUCGAGCAGGUCUCGCAUCCAGUUACUCCCACAGUAACUUUCAAGUUUCAUCGGCUGGAGCAAAUCUGAACUUCAAUCGAUAUCACCAUCACAUCUACGAUAUAUUGAACGAACGUGAACAACAUCAGCAGCAGCAACAGCAACAACAACAUCAACAGCAGCAACAAGAAUUUCAUUUACAGCAACAACAGCAGCAGCAACAACAGCAGAUGCAACACAUGAUACAAGACCAUAUUGGCCCAGAAACCGAACCCGACCAACCUGCAUCGGUUGAUUUGAGUCGUACGUCAAACUAUUUGGUUCCAUCGCCCCCAUCUCCAGCUCUUUCCUAUUCCCAUCCUCACCCGGAUAUGAUUCGCAUGGUUUCCUUGGAUCUAAGUUCGAACAGUGGUGGCAACAUGAUCGUAGGAAACACAUCUCAUCACGUUCGCCAUCCGUCAUUUCUAUCCUCGCAAAUCCAGCACUCCAACCGAGACUCCCUUCCCGACCACCACCGUCUACUUGCCAGCGAGCAGUUGGCUGCCACGAACCAUAGACUGCUGGUAGAUCCUACGGCCCAUUUGAUCUUCGAACAGAAUAACCGACUGCUGGCGGAAACGCCAGGCCCGGCACCACCACCUCCGAGGCACGUGGUUUCACCGCAACGAGGCUUCGGAGCUUACCAUCACCACCAUCACCAUCAGAUGGGCUCUGCGUCGAGCUAUCACCACCAUUCGGUCAAGCAGAACCUAACCUCUCCACCGUUGAAUCAGCAUGCGUCUGCUGCUGCCGCGAAUUACCAUCCCUUUCCCACUUACUAUUAAAGUUGGAUACGUUGGAUAAACAGCGGCCUCAAACGGCAUAUCGGCUACCUUGGACAUCUGGACAUUUGAAAUUCAGUCAUCUCUGUACCACGAUACCAGCAAAAUAGUUCAUUGUGCGCUAUGCAAGUGAUUUGGCCUGUACUGACGAGGUCGACUAGCGAGUCGACAUAAAAUGACAUUUUUCGUGACUAGCGUUUAAAAACUCUACAAGAUGACGACACGAAUGUAUCCGUGAUUAAUGAAGUUCAUGUUUGACAAUUGAAUACUUUACGGUGACGUCACAAAUAAAUUUAAGAGUUAAUUUUUGACAGUUCGCUUGUACUGUUUAUAUUGACAUUCUUGACGAUUUGCUUCGAGCGAAUCUAGUCGCCAACAAAAAAUUUCUUAGUUCAUGUAAACAGUACUAGUAAACUGUCAAAAAAGUGAGGUUAACUGUGCUAUUAAAGAAUCUAAUUCUCGGCUGUUUGUUUACAUUGUCCGUUGCGUGUGCUCGUGUGCAGCGGAUGUUUAUCGGUUGCAUUCGAACUUACGCAGCAAGUCACCGAGAAUCGUCAGACGAUGUUUCUUGAGCGUUUUUUUUUUCAAAAUGUCAUAUCUGCAAUGAGUUACUCUCUUUGUUUACUUUCUCUUCUGUUAAUAAUUCAGUCACUUUAACAUUUAUCCCUCAGCUCUUUGCAUAAUAUGCUAGUUAAAACCACCGUCUUUCGAUCUGUACUGUAAAAUAAGUGAAAAGUGUUAUAGUGACGCCGUAAAAAUCGAAAGAGAAAGUAAACAAAGAGAGUAACUCAUUACGUUUUGAAAAAAAGCUCAAGGUUUAAGUUCAUUUUAUAAAGUUAUGUUGAGUUUGCAUAAAUGUUCUUGAGCAAAAGGCGUUGAGGGAAAAGUGAGAGGUCUCGUAACGUUUUCGUUUUUCGCUACUACAUCGGUGUAUUUAAAGACGCUGAAUCCCUCUAGAUAAAGACUCGCCAUCUCUAUCGUUCGUUUACCAUUCAACUGUCAGUAUCAAUCCCAUCGAGCACGAGACCUGUAAAAAGCACUCUGAAUCCGAAGAAAAUCGUUUCGAAUCCUUCCGGAACGAGGGUCAAUGAGCUCUCGUGCUCGAUCGGAAUGACACUGACAGAUAAAUGGUAAACAAACGAUAGAGAUAGCGAGUUUUUAUCCAGAAAGAUUCAGCGAAGUUGUGUAUUGUAAACGGAUCAUAAGCUGAUAACACCCGAGUUAGAAUAGAAUACUUUACGCUGACGUCACAAAUGAACUCGAUGUUCAUUUUUGACAGUUCGCUUGUACUGUUUACAUGGACUUAGAAAAAUUCUUUGCGAUUUGCUACGAGCGAAUCUAGUCGUCGCAAAAUCUAGUCGUCGCAAGCGAAACCGAGUUCGCCCUAGCUCAACUAACCCGACAGGAUACGCGCAGAAAUCUGACAGGGCUGCCAAACCAAGACUUACAUAAAUCUAGCAGAGCGGUCUCUGCCAGAAAAUUUGCUCACUGGGAUAUUACAUGAGCAUUCAAUUCCCGUUAAAAAAGAAAUGGUGCCGAAUUGUUUCGUGACGAAAAAAAUAAAAAAUUAUUCUACAAAAACCGGUUGAGGUUAGGUACUUUAGUAAGCAAAGCAAACCAAACUCCUUUGGUUUAACUUUGCAUCUGUGGUUGUAAAUGAGCUGUUAGAAAUUUUAAUAGUAAACAUCACGUUAUGGUCACUUACCAGUCGACUUCUUCAGUAUGCGCCAACUAAAAUGACACUAGAAGGUGGAAAAAAUUGUCGGAUUGUCGCAAAAUUUGCAUUAAUUACAGCAGAUCCAUGUUUUGAUUAAGCAGGCCGAAAUAUUUGGCAGUCUGUCAAAGGAACUACGAACUGGAUACCGCUAGACGUCUUUUAUUCUUUCAUUAUCUCUAAACUGUUCUUUUUUCUUUAGGAGUACUGAAAGUACGCAUACGAAUCACACAAAUUAUACUAGGAGUAAAGAGAAACCAGAUAUUUAGUUACCAGAAAACAACUAACUAGCACAAACAAGGAGAACUAAUGCUGAUCUAGCUCAACAAGUAUUAUCUGAAGAAUAAACACACAAAAUACCCACCAGAAGAGGAUAUUGUAGCGAAAAUAAAGUACACAAAGUAGAGAUACCAGUAGCCUCAAAUCCGUUUACAACUCGUGAAACGAAGAAUAAUCUGUUAAAUGUCGCUAUUUAUCGAUAAAGACUAUACAUACAUAGUUUAGCAAACCAUCAAUCAUCGGAACUGUUUUUAAGUAACUAACUACACGUUUCAAUACUUUCCCCGUAUAAUUGUAUUUGGUGGAUGUGAGCUCCACAUUCAAAAUAUUUGUUGUAUUUAUAAAAUCAUCGAUCAAAAAAAACAAAAUGUCAUAGAAAAAGGUUUUACAAAU
Topomyia yanbarensis is the source of this 8817-nucleotide messenger RNA. RefSeq lists its product as uncharacterized. The coding region runs from base 573 to 6434 and encodes 1953 amino acids. The transcript has 6 exons. The record is from RefSeq and is a predicted model, not a curated record. Gene Ontology annotation, cellular component: nucleus. Lineage: Eukaryota; Metazoa; Arthropoda; Insecta; Diptera; Culicidae.